AUGACCGCGAAGACAGCUCUUCUAGUCCUAUUGACGACGCUCGUCGCCGCGACGAUCGCGACGCCGGUCGAUCCGGAAAGGACGGAAGUGUUCCGCUUCCUACGAGCUUACGGUUUUCUGAGGGACGGCGGAGGAUCAUUGUCUUCCGACAACGCGACGUCUUUGCGUCGCGCGUUAUCGCUGUUUCAAGAAUAUUAUCGAUUACCUGGCGUUCACACUUAUGCGAAUCGCGAGAACGGCGACGUUUGCCCAGCGGCUUUCGAAGGUCCGGGAGGAGCCCUCGCUCACGCGUUCUUUCCCACCGGAACAGCCGAUUUCACCUCGGAGGUGCACGUCGAUGACGAGGAACUGUGGCACGUGUACCUGAACAAGAAUCCUUCUAACAAGUAUCAUCUACUUUUAACGCUAACUCAUGAAGUCGGUCACACCUUAGGUCUGCAACACAGUAUGCGCAACGACUCGGUGAUGUUUCCGUAUAUACCCGACAACGAGCUUCAAUAUCCGGUCAAGCUAAGCGUGGAGGAUAUUCUCGCUAUACAGAAUCUGUACGGAUCUCACGACGACGGGGAUUACCCCGCGAUUCCCGCGACGCCCGCUACCACUGCGGCACCCGCGACGACCGACCUCGCGCCGACCGAUCCGUCGCACGCGGAUCUUUGCGCCUUACGGCGCUUAGACGUAGCCUUAAUAAUGAAUCGGCGUUUAUAUAUAUCCAAUCGACGCAACUUAUGGUCGAUCGAUCUAAUCGAGAAACGUUACGGCAAGCCUAUGACGCUAACGGAAUACGCGACGUUUCUCCCAAGCAACUUUGUGCAUCUAUCCGCCGCGUAUCAAAGACCCUCCGGCGAUCUCGCGCUAUUCGCUGAUGACAAAAUCUAUCUCGCGGAAUAUCCUAAUCUUAAAUUGAAACCAGGUUGGCCCAGAUUCCUUCACAGCAUCGGAUUUCCUCGAAACGCUAGAAUCAACGCCGUGAUAAACGCGCACUCGGGACGAACCUACGCUAUUUACGACGACGACAAAGUAGCGGAAAUCGACGAGUGUCGCUCACUGAUUAUUAAACACGCUCCGUUAAAAGAUAUAUUUCCCGGAAUACCAUCCGCGAUAACGUCGGCUCUCCGGUAUGUCGACGGUAAUCUGUAUUUUUUCACUAAGCGCCAAUUUUACGCGUUCAAUGAAUUUAAAAAUAUCGUAACCUCGGCGGGUCCCUUCGACCCGCGCGUUCUCGGCAUCGAGUGCCCCACGGACGGACUCCUGCGCCAAUUGCGCGAUCUCCUCGGUCGCAUCUAUCGCCUCGACGACGCGACAGAGAGCGUGGACGAGGACGAUUGA
Molecule: messenger RNA, 1329 nt
Organism: Cataglyphis hispanica
Lineage: Eukaryota; Metazoa; Arthropoda; Insecta; Hymenoptera; Formicidae
Product: stromelysin-2-like
Exons: 2
Coding region: 1-1329 (442 amino acids)
Biological process (GO): collagen catabolic process; extracellular matrix organization; proteolysis
Cellular component (GO): extracellular matrix
Molecular function (GO): metalloendopeptidase activity; zinc ion binding
Source: RefSeq, a predicted model, not a curated record